Molecule: messenger RNA, 631 nt
Organism: Vitis riparia (riverbank grape)
Lineage: Eukaryota; Viridiplantae; Streptophyta; Magnoliopsida; Vitales; Vitaceae
Exons: 1
Coding region: 39-512 (157 amino acids)
Source: RefSeq, a predicted model, not a curated record
AGCACCAAUUUGGUUAGAGCUCAAAAAACCGAAGCAAAAUGAGAGGGGUAGAUGACGGAAAGGGAAAGGAAACGGUGACGUUUGGAGCACCUAGUCAUGACGAGGAAGGUCGGAAAAGGGUUGAGAAGGUGGAGGUCGACACCCACAAUGUAGACACACUUAAGUACAUCGAAAAGAAGCUGGAGGACAAGGGAGUGCUUCGAAUGGAGCGUCAUCCUGCUGACGGGCUUAGUCUGAAGCGCGGCCCACCCAAGUCCGGCCACGGCGGCAAGUACACUUGGGAGGGUCCUGACGACUUGGUUCACAACGAGCUCGAGGGUGCGCCACCGGCUUUGGAUGAAAAGGAUCCCAACUUUGUGGAUGAAGAGGAGGAGGAGAGGAUUGUGAAAGGGGAAGAAGAAGAUGUGGCGGGGCUUGUUGUCGGUGAAGUUGAGGUGGCCAAGGCUGCUGAGGUCAAAGAAGGGGUUGCUAGAGUUGAGGUUGAUCCUAGCUUGAAGUUGAAGGUCAUAUGAAGAGUGUUUUUUAAAUCUUAAUCUAAAUUAUAUAUAUGGCGUCUUUUUUUUUUUUUUUUGUAAGCAUGAUUAUAUAAUAGUAAUAUGACUUUAUUUGUACAAUUGUACGUGUUCUUUAA